GGUAAUUUCUGCCGUACAGAAAAUAAGCGCCGCGAUAUUUAUAUUAACGCGACGAUCCCAGCCGCUAUGAAGCCCGGCAGGACUUUGGACAAGUUGCAGGCUUUAGCGAUGGUGCUGUGGUGUGGUGGAGGUGCUGCCUGGUGGUGCUGUCUGGGUACCGUCACGCUGCUGGCGGUGGGUACCAGACUGACAGGACUGCAAUUCCCUCCUGGCACCACGUGGGACGAGGUACACUUCGGAGGGUUCGCGAACCAGUACAUCAACCGCACGUUUUACCACGACGUGCACCCGCCCCUCGGCAAGAUGUUGGUAGCUGGGGUGCUGAGGUUGACGGGGUACCAGGCCACCUUCAGCUUCCCUACCAACACCCUCUACCCUGCUGACCUGGACUACGUGACCGUGAGGGCGAAUUCCUCCACGCACAGGGAGUGGUCGGUGUUAUGGUGGGUGCAGCUCGCGGCCACGGGGGUGUGGUUGGGUGUGGUGAUGAGCAUCAAAUAUGUGGGUGCCUUCACUGUAGCCUUCGUGGGAGUGCACACUGCAUACCAACUCUACUGCAUCACCACAAGCCAUCAUCAUCCGGAGCCCAGCGCAGGCACGUUCUACCACACGCGCUUCGUGGCGUCGCUGCGCAACACGGAGUUCGAUGACGUCAUCUUCCCCAGAUUCGUAGACUACGGAGCCAACGUGACCCUGAAGAGCAGCGUCGCCAUGUCAGGGUACUUGGAGUCCUGGUACGACCUGUACCCUUCUACCAUCACCGCACCCUGCCAGCAGGUCACCCUAGCCUCCAUCAAGGAUAUGGAGACCAUCACCUGGACGUUGCGGUAUGUGAACAUCACGGCGGGGUCCGUGGAGGGGGGGUCCGCAGGUGACGGGGUGGGGGGGCGGCGGGUGGUCCGUAGUGGGGACUACGUGGCCCUCACCCACCGGGACACGGGCCGGUCCCUGCGCUCCCACGGGCACCGCGCCCCCGUCACCCGCAGGCACUUCCAGGUCUGCGGCUACGGGGAUGACUAUGAGGUGGGUCCAUUCGAGACUUGGCAAAUCGUGAUACCAGGGGCAGCUGAGGGGGAUCCACUCAACCCACUCACGUCAGAGUUCAUGUUAAAACAUUACAAGAUGAACUGCUACCUUGCCAACCCCGACAACACUCCACUACCAGCUGACUGGGCAUACGAGUCGUCAAAGGAGGUGACCUGUACGAGGAACUCCAAGGCUAGCGGGCUGCUGUGGCACGUCCACUGGGUCAACCAAACCCGACUGCCGCUAACCCAGCGUCCCGCUGAGCACGCCAUGGGGCUGUGGGAGAAGAUCCUGCAGCAACACGAGGCCAUGUUCCUGGGCAACCAGGGCCUCAAACCCAAGAAAGAGGAGCUUGAGAUGUCAGCGAGGCCCUGGAUGUGGCCUCUCAUGUACCGGCUUCAGGUGCUUGCAAUUUACGACGAAGAAGACAUCGCUAAGCACAAAAACCAAACUUUAAAUUCAGCAAAAUACAAUGCGACCGAAAACACCGCAAAAAUUUCAAGCAACGACACUGAGGAGCGAAAUACGGACUCUCCUACAGCGAAAAGCUCCGAGCUCGCAGACAGAGAUUCACGUACAUUCAAUGUCUCAAAAUUCGAUAACCUGGACUCGUCAUCAAUAAAAAAUUUACCUACCGGAAUACAUAAUCCUGAUACGAUUUUAGGGAACGUAACUGCCAACACAUCGUUGAUCCCGAACAAUGUCUUGAUCAAAUCGACGCCCGACGAAGUUAAGAAGAAACGACCGGCUGGUAAAGAAAUAUUCGCGGUGUUUAUGAACAACCCCGUGGUGGCAUAUACGAAUCUGACGAGCUUCGUGUUAACGGUCCUGGUGAUGGUAUACCAUCUCUACAAGUACCUCAGGGGCGACCAGGAACCUGAGGAAGUGUACCGGCGGCGUCACACGGCGGUGGUGGCGAGCGCGUGGCUUGUGGUGGCGUGGGCAUUCCACUACCUGCCCUUCUUCACCAUGAGCCGCAUCCUCUACACACAUCAUUACUGCCCCGCCUUCCUCUACUCCUGCAUGCUUACGGGUGUGAUGUUGGGGCACGUGAGCGAGGCGACGGCCGCGUGGCUGGCCCCCAGCAGGAAGGAGCUGUUGAUGUCAGCGCUGCUGUGCGUGCCCGUGGCGGCGUUCCUCGUCUCCUACGUGCUGCUCUUCCCUCUCGCCACACACAUAGAGGGCAGGUUUGCAGACCGUCACCCCGAGCUGGGCCCCCGCCUGGACCUCCUCCACGCCGGGCAACUCUGGGCCGAACUCGGCUACAACGUCGACGCCAUCGGCAACGCUGUGGCCGUUACACGCAUCUCCGAGCUGGAAGUGACGAACUGGAACAAUUCUGACGUGAACGUCACUCUUUACUACGGCACUCCGUUGAACUCCAGGCCCGUAGCAGCGCCCGUUGUAGAGCCCGUCUCUGCCAGUAACUACUCUACAUGGAGGACGUCGGCUGGCCUCCUAGAACGGGCCAUCAACUUAACGGGCCCGGACAAUAAUUUGAAAUUAUGAGAUGUUCUCACUUAAUUGUUUUGACUAUCUCGGGCUGGCACUUGCCGGUAACGAUAGAUACCUGUAAUGAUUUGGUAAUUUCCUUACAGGGUUUACAUGCAAGCGCAUGGGCUACCUGCGACAACAGGUUACCUGUUUUAACUUUUACACUAUUAAAAGUUUUAUUUUAAAUCAUCAUAAGUUGGCGAGUGCGGAAGUGGAAGUUGGCCUUGAAACUCAAAUACGUCAUUACCAGCGAAACUUUGGAGCUUUCCUUCUCCAACUCAGUUUUGCUAUCUAUGCUUUCUCACUUAAAAUAUUUUAUGAUGUCUGCAGUCAAACGGACUUGAUUUUAGCAGUACGCUUUAAAAGGCUACUAUAAUGAGGUAGUGCCAAUUCUAACGUAAUGCCUUUUUUGAAUAAUUUUCAAUAUUUCGUAUUAAAUAAAAUCUAAGUAUAAA
This is a messenger RNA of Hyalella azteca, 2975 nucleotides long. Its product is annotated as protein O-mannosyl-transferase 2. Gene Ontology annotation, cellular component: endoplasmic reticulum; membrane. Lineage: Eukaryota; Metazoa; Arthropoda; Malacostraca; Amphipoda; Hyalellidae. The record is from RefSeq and is a predicted model, not a curated record. Gene Ontology annotation, molecular function: dolichyl-phosphate-mannose-protein mannosyltransferase activity. The transcript is spliced from 17 exons. Gene Ontology annotation, biological process: protein O-linked glycosylation via mannose. Bases 67 to 2535 code for a protein of 822 amino acids.